AUGGUCAAAUCCGGAUUUGUCUCUAUUUUACUGGGAAGUAUAGCCCUUCCAGCAGUUGCCUUUGAUGACUUGGAAGAAAUGCCCGAGUCUUGGUGUUUGACCUACCUAUCGACUUACCUUGUUACUAUAUCGGCCGCUGCAAGCUCACCUACAAAGGGCCAAUUUCCCAGCAUUGAGUCUUCUGCACGCUCAGAUGCUUCUAUUGUUUUCAAUCCCUCGUCAUUAAUCUUCCCAGAAGAAACUUCUUUCGCAACAAUUAUGACAACAAUAGCGAUUGAAUCAGCCCCUCCCUCCUCGACUACGAAUCCCAGUACUGAAAGCGAACCCAUUGUCCUCCGAAUUGUUCGUAAGGCGCCCGACAACAAUCGCAUGCAAAGAAGAGAUGUAGGAGGGUUUAUUGGUACUCCAUCCGAGAUUUGUGACAAUGCAGAAGAGUUCCGCUUGGUUGGUGCACAACUCGUAGCUGGCAACGCCCCCAUAUACUUCAAUGGAGAAGACUAUAAAGUAUUUGGCGCCGGGAAUGGAGAGGUUCCUAGUGGUGCCGUUACUAGAACCUUUUUCCGUGAUGGUGGAAUUCUUCGAUUCCAAAACUCUCGGAUUGUUCCCAAUGGCGAGGCCGGCUUUUGCCAGACCCCUUCAGAUGGCCAGGUUUACAUAACCUUUUCUUCUCAACCCGCUGGGUGUAUUCCAGUCAAUCUUUCUGUUAUUGGAGUCCAGGAUUGCCAAAACGGAGUUGAAAGUUCAAGCGUGAUCGCUACUAAUAGUGAGGCCGAACAGAUCCCAUCUGUUUCAUCUUCUGGACCGAUCAUCUCCGCCUCCUCAUCCUCCGAAAGCAUUACUCCAGAGAUCACAACGCGCCCUGCAGCGGCUGUGACAACACAGCCAAAUGGAGUUGUAACUACACACAACCCCAUUAUAGUGUCCAACCCAUCAAGCACCUUCCAGUGGUCAAACAUCUCGUCUUCUUUCGAGCCACCGCCGAGGACUUCAAAGUCCUCCCUCAUUCAUUUCAGUCCUUCCAUUUUCACAUCUGGUUCAAGUACCUCGGUAGAAGCAGACUCCAGCACUGAGGUUAUUAAGCCAGAGUCCUCCACCACUGAAGGGCUGACCUCGACUGAUGCUCUGCCAGCCUCUGAGAUUGGGACAUCAACCGAGGAAACCAGUACCGAGGUUAUUGAACCAGAGUCCUCCACCACUGAAGGGUUGACCUCGACUGAUGCUCUGCCAACUUCUGAGAUUGAGACAUCAACCGAGGAAACCAGCACCGCAGAUCUUGAACCCACAACUGAAACCGCAAGCAUCGAAACUACUACUACUGACUUAACAACAUUUCCUACUACCCAAGAAACAGCAACAACAGAAGUAACUACAACCCAGGAAACAACAAAAGACACUACAACUGCAGAGACGAUAGUCACUACUACUGAGGGACUGACAGAAAACCCCACCAGCACCAUUCUUACUUCUGCUCUCGACUCAACAACAGAGACCACUACCGAAGCAGCUACGACAACCACUACGGAAUCCUUCGCGCAAAUAGUGUGCCCUUCCAACCCUCAACAGUGCAUCUCUACCUUCCAGAUUCAGUGUGAUACUGUCAUCGGAGGCAUUCCUCUAUCUUCUGGCUCCAGCACUUUAGAUGAGUGUUCUCAAGCCUGUUUUAGAGAUCCAUCUUGUGUUAUCUUUACUCAUUCCGGAACCCAAUGUUUCUCAACUUCUGACCCCUCAAACAAUGCAGGAUCAUUUGCACUUCAAGGCUGGACUAGUGGUAUCAGGGGAAAUUGUUAA
Messenger RNA from Fusarium pseudograminearum CS3096, 1788 nucleotides. RefSeq lists its product as uncharacterized. Bases 1 to 1788 code for a protein of 595 amino acids. The transcript is spliced from 2 exons. The record is from RefSeq and is a predicted model, not a curated record. Lineage: Eukaryota; Fungi; Ascomycota; Sordariomycetes; Hypocreales; Nectriaceae.